Messenger RNA from Colletotrichum phormii, 1469 nucleotides. Its product is annotated as family 53 glycosyl hydrolase. The record is from RefSeq and is a predicted model, not a curated record. Bases 108 to 1271 code for a protein of 387 amino acids. Gene Ontology annotation, biological process: pectin catabolic process. Lineage: Eukaryota; Fungi; Ascomycota; Sordariomycetes; Glomerellales; Glomerellaceae. Gene Ontology annotation, molecular function: glucosidase activity. The transcript is spliced from 3 exons.
AUAUAUAUAUAUAUAUAUAUAUAUAUACUGGGCAUUCUCGUCGUCGAGAGGGAAGUUUGGAGGAUUGACUCUUUGUGUGUCUCAAUCGCUGUGAUAUCAUCUCCAUCAUGAAGUUGUUCUCUCUCCUCGGCCUCACGGCUCUGGCCACGGCUGUUCCGGCCCCGGAGCCUGUCAACCCCGGCCCCGGCCACGGCAAGCCUUUUUUCUACAAAGGCCACGACCUGAGCUCCCUCAAGAUGCUCGAGGAGAACCAAAACAUCUACAUCGACACGGCGCGCGGCAACGCGACGCGUCCCGCCGACGACAUCCUCGCCGACGGCGGCAUGAACGCAGUCCGCCUCCGCCUGUGGGUGAACCCGCCCGACGGCACCUACGGCCUAAACUACACCAUCGACCUCGCCAAGCGCUUCCAGGCCAAGGGGCAGCGCAUCUUCUUGGACUUCCACUUUGCGGAUAGCUGGGCCGACCCGCAGAAGCAGCCGCUGCCCGCGGCGUGGCCUACGCAGCUGGAGCCUCUGGCUGGUACGCUGCGCAACUACGUCCGCGAGACGCUUGUUGCUUUCAAGAAUGCCGGUGUGACGCUGGAUAUCGUCUCGUUGGGCAACGAGCUUCGCCACGGUACCUUGUGGCCUCUGGGUCAGGUUUCCGUCGACGUGCAGCCGUGGUCUGCGCUGGUGAAGAACUUUACCAACUUUGCGACGCUGUACAAGGCUGCGCGGGCGGGCGUGAAAGACGCGACGUGCGCGGGCGUGCCCAAGCCCGAGAUCAUGAUCCACCUCGACAACGGCUGGAACCUGACGCUGCAGGAGCGGUGGUACGGCGCGCUCGUCGAUAACGGGGUUCCGGUGUCGGCGUGGGAUAGCUUCGGGUUCAGUUUCUACCCCUUCUACGGCACGUCGGCGACGUUUGCGAACCUGAAGAACACGCUCAAGGUGUUGGGUGAGAAGUACGGCAAGCCGAUGCAGGUUGUGGAGACGGAUUACCCUGCGAUUUGCAACGGGCAGUGGAACCCGAUUCCGGAGAGCUCGGAGCCGAGUAUCCCGUAUAAUGUUGAUGGACAGGUGCAGUGGAUGAAGAAGCUGCUCAAGACUGUGAGGGAGACGCCCAAGGGUCUUGGACAGGGUGUUUGGUACUGGGAGCCUGCGUGGUUGAACAACACGAGCUUGGGAAGUGACUGCAACGACGCCGUCUUGUUUGAGCCGGAUUACAGCCAGUGGCCCAAGACGUUUGGGUACUCGCGCUCGUCUGUCAACGUCUACUUGGAGAAGUAGGCCAGUGCGUGGCACAAGGUCUAGGUUGGAGAGUUGCGGUCUGGACUUUGGAUAGCUUGCCCUCGAGCAAUGGCACGAGAGCAGUGGUCGCAAGCGGCAAGGGGAUAUCACUGCUGCUUGAGUCAGAAUAGUUUCGAUGCUAAUGAUAAUCUAAAAAUACCCAAAGGUUACGGAAUACAAUUUGAGUUUGGCGGUCUC